AAAAUAUAUGAAUGUUGAUCGUCUAAAAAUCUUGUUGUGAACUCUUUCAUUAAUUGUUUGUUGAUUUCUUUUACAGAUUGUUCAAAUUCAUUGUGCGGGGAUCAGUUUUAAAUGCAAGUUUCUCAGAACACACCCAUAGUGAAAUGUGGUAACGACUAUUCCCAAAGGCUAGACGAAUUAGGGCCGUGGCCGCCCAAGGAGGAUAAUUCAUACCUAUCGGGCGGUGCUGGCGAGAUGCAAAGAAACUCUAAUGUAAAAGCGCCUGCUAAAAUAUUGGAUAACGUCCUUGAUAUUUCGUCAACUAUAGCCAAAAUUCUAACAAUCUGUGGGGUCGACCAAAGAAAAGCCAAUCAGGCCGUUUCAAGCAUCACAAAUUCAUUCCUGAACUUUGAUGAGAAGGCCCAGGGUAACCCUGGACUCAUAGCUUGUAAAACCAGGCAUUUACGCAAAGACGAAUUAUUGACGAAUCUAAAAAAUGAUUGUUAUAUGACAGAUGCGGAAGCGAAAUUGACCGCAACAGUCGUGAAGUGUGCAUUUCGUGCGUUUUAUCACAAACAGAGCUUGAGAAAGUACAAUCCAGGCUAUUAUUCCCAAGCGGAUUGGCAGGCCGCAGCUCAGCGAACCAUAAUAGCUUAUUCGAAAGCAGGAGCGUCGAAAUCAGAACUCGAACUGGCUGGAAAGAGGAUCCAAGAAGCCUAUAAAGGCUAUUUAGAACGGGUGCAACUUAAACGACCUACAAUGCAGGGUAAUGACAAUUAUGCCCUGAAUAAAGUCCAUUGCUACAACUGUUCACCGAAAACCAGAUAUCCAAAUCAAUUUGGACAAGAUAAUCCGGCGAUAAAUCCCGUUAAUAGUCCUUAUCAACAAGUAUCCUGUCAAUGUUGUGGCUGCUUAAAACAGUCACCUGCAGCAUAUCGUGAUUCGAAGGGAAGAAGCAUUCUUUUUAUGGAGAAUAAUGAUCUCUACUAUAAUUCUCAGCCGAUGAAAAACGCCAUUUAUGCGAUGAGAGGAUCGCAGUUCCCACGCUCAGCAGAAACGACAUUUGAAGACGCUCUCCCGAAAAUGCUUUAUAAGUUGGCUUAUGAUAUGAUAGGCCGAGUUCUCAAAAACACACGCUUAGAUGCCCUGGCAGGGGAGGGGGAGGAAGACGAAUUUGACGAAUACCAUAAGUCUCCCAGGAAAUCAAGCCAGUCGGUACUUUCUAAUGGUAAACGCAGAUCUAAACAAAAAUCCAUCCAGAAGCCUGUGCGAAGAUCAGUUCAGAGGUCUCAUAUCUGUGAUUGUAAUAACAAAUUAGAUGGUUCUCAACGGGAUGAAGAAUACACAAGUGAUCAUUCUCGGCGAAGGCCAAACGGAAUGACCACACCACCCAAUAGUAUGGAGGAUAUAGCAGGGGCAGUAAACCUUGCGGAUUCCGAUGCAGUAGUUCAAAUUGCGCUUAAAGGAAUAUGUGGGGUCUCAAAUGAUGAGCGCCCAAGAAUCGAUAUACUAGGCUUAAAGCUAAUGAAUAACGAAUUAACAAAUUCAUCUGAGUAUGUUUGCAAGAAACGGGUUCGUCUUGUAAACCGGUAUACUCAAACUUGUGGAUCUGCUGGUCCUUCUGAAUGUGGAAGCAGUGCAUCUGCGACGAGCACAGCACCCCAACCGGGAAAGCUUAGUAUGAUUAGCUCAAAAAGAGCAUCACAAAUAACUGACAAAAGACAGUCUGCCCAAUCGGGUACAAAGAGUGGAUACUCAGGAAGAUAUUCCGAAAGUAUUCGUAUCCAAGAGCUUGAAAAGCAAUCUAACUUAAUUGAUGAAGUUACUAAAACUUCAAGUUUCACUCUAGAACAGCAGGCGUUUGUAGCUGAAGCUAACAGUGACGAGCAAGAUAAUGAAGGCAAUCAAAUGGAACAUAUUCCAGAGACUCAGGAAAUCCAGGAGGUUCAGGAGGCCCAAGUAACUGAAACUCAUACUAGCCCGCGGAUAUCAGAGAACCCUGAAGCCCUUGGAAAUCCAGAGCCUUCUCAAGGUCGCCCCUCGGCCGGCAUGAAUCCAAUUCACGGAAAUUUAAAGAGCUCCAUUCAGAAAACUAGUUUUCAACUUGAAGAAGAAAAGGAUCCAGAACCACCACUCACAGAAGUACCAGCGACAGAUUCAGGCAAGGAAGGUGAACGAUCAUCGAGUCCUAAAAGUGGAGAGUCAAAGGCGCCUGAUUUUGAAAUAUCAAGUCUUAAAAAUCCUCCUGAGGUAAUUGAUAACAAGUCGAUUCCACCUAAGGAGGAGGAAUCAUAGUUUUUCUAACAUCUUUUUGGAAAACUUUUAAUUAAAACCAGUUGAAUGAGGUUUGUUGAUGGAGACAUUAAGAUUUCAUUCAUUUCUCAAAUUUUGUUAGCCCAUACAGAUAUAAAUUUGCGAAAAUGAAUUCAAAUUGUGAAA
Hermetia illucens (black soldier fly) is the source of this 2418-nucleotide messenger RNA. RefSeq lists its product as uncharacterized. NCBI's taxonomy places the organism in Eukaryota, Metazoa, Arthropoda, Insecta, Diptera, Stratiomyidae. Gene Ontology annotation, molecular function: protein binding. The record is from RefSeq and is a predicted model, not a curated record. The transcript has 2 exons. The coding region runs from base 112 to 2274 and encodes 720 amino acids.